Molecule: messenger RNA, 3026 nt
Organism: Aethina tumida (small hive beetle)
Lineage: Eukaryota; Metazoa; Arthropoda; Insecta; Coleoptera; Nitidulidae
Product: hemicentin-2-like
Exons: 5
Coding region: 511-1410 (299 amino acids)
Biological process (GO): synapse organization
Cellular component (GO): neuron projection membrane
Source: RefSeq, a predicted model, not a curated record
UCGAACUCCCGAUUCCGCUGCGAACCGCGUGCUAACAUGUGACGUUGCCCCACAUAUUUAACCAGAUCUGUUUACGCGUUCCCUGUCAUUUUAUUGCAACCUCACAAUUAUUCCUCACCUUCACCAUUUUUACAUGUUGUAAAUAUUUUUGCAUAUUUAUCCAACGACGUCCACCACUUCGGUACCACAGGGAAAGGCUACAGCCGGAGAUGGUUGUGAGCAGUAGGAAACUCUGAUCUCGAGAUACGGUGUGAAAUUGCGGAUUUUGUGCAGUGACUGUGCCAUCUGAUUACCCAUUAGAUAGACAUUUUUGCAACAACAAUUUGGGUUGAUUGGAUGUAACUGAAGUUGAUAAGUUGAUGUCCACGGUAUCAAGACAAGUGAAGAGAGUAUGUGAACAUGUAAAUUUUCCCUCCCCGUCGUGGUGUUUAUUAUGCUAAGUUAAAUUAAUAAAGUUAGUGCAGUGCUAAAAUAGGUGCGCUCCUUCAUACUCAUACCUCAACCUCAACAAUGAAACCGACAUCCUACAGAAGAUCAUCUGGACUUCUCGUCCUCACAUCGUGGUUAAUUAUUCUUUUGGAACUUUGUACAGUGUUUUCCGGUGGCGAUGCGGCAACUCAUGCAGUUAAAAGAUUCACGGGAUUGUACACCGGGCCGUACUUCGAUCCCACAACCACCACGAAUAUAACAACCCAAUUGGGAACGCACGCUUAUUUGCCGUGCAAAGUGAAGCAGUUGGGCAACAAAUCUGUGUCGUGGAUCAGGAGGCGGGACGCACACAUUCUCACCGUCGAUCGGUACACAUUCAUCGCCGAUGACCGAUUUCAGGCUUUCCUCGUCGAGGCCACCGACACCUGGACAUUGCAAGUUAAAUACGUCCAGGCGAGGGAUGCCGGCCAAUAUGAGUGUCAAGUUAGCACCGAGCCCAAAAUGAGUCACUUCAUCACACUAAAUGUUGUCGUGCCGAAAAUUGAAAUUCCUGGUGGAAACGAAAGAUUCGUGAAAACUGGCAGUCCAGUUCAACUGAAGUGUGUGAUCACCCAAUCGCUAGAAGAGCCCGCUUACAUAUUCUGGUACCACAACGGCGAACGAGUUCUGAAGAACGACAUCCGCAUGGAAAGGGAAGGGAGCGAGACAACAGUCAGCACACUUAUCAUAUAUCACACGCGACACGAGGAUUCCGGAAACUACACGUGCAGUCCUUCAAACCUCGAUUCCGCCAGCGUUUUAUUACACGUCCUAAAUGGUGAACAUCCGGCAGCGAUGCAACGAGGAAAGAAUUCAGCUUCGCCGAUUCCAGCUUGGUCCCAUCUUUCGGUAGGACUUGGACUAGCUGCUUGUACCCCACCAAGAUUCGCCAUCGCUGUAGCUCUCACUUUAGCCGCCCUCGCGGAGCUCCUAGUGACAUAAGCUGAGCGGCAGAAAAAGGCCGUCCCCAAUUUAGCCAAAGAGAUACUAAGGGCUUUACGAAAACAUUGUUUUUGUUGACAGUUCUUCGUUAAUUUUAAUUAGAUUUUAUAUAACUAAUUAAUAAAAAUGGAAUGAAAAACGUGUAUUAUAGAAAAUACAUACAUUACUUAUUAGACGAAAUUUUGUCACAAUAUAUAAUUUUAUUAAUAUUAGAUUAUUGUCUGGUUUUAAUUCAUUCUUAAUGCCGGACAGCAUAUUUACAACAAUUCCUUGUACAUAUAUAAAAUGUUUCUUUAUUUUUGUUUGUAUGUAUUUAUAGUUAACUAAUCACUCUUUGUAUGUAUAUUUGUAACUACAUGCACCUAAUUUUCCACAAUGACAUACAUUUACAUUCGGAAUAGUAGUAUGCUGUCUGGAUAUGAUCUCAACGUAUUUAUUUUAUUGAAUACGACUUAACUUGUUCGUAAACUGUACUACUCAUAAUAUUUAUAAGGAUGAAUACAGAACAAAAAAUAAAUGUUAUUGAUAUGAGUAUAUGUUGUGAUGAGUACUAAUAAUAUACUUAUAUUUUGUAUGUUAUAGAAAUCUGUAUAAUUCUAGUACCACAUUCGGUCGGUACUUAGUAUAUGCUAAAUAUGCAAUUAAACCUCAAUACAAACUAAAAUAAUGAACGACUUAAUAUAUAAAAUAUUAUUUAUUCACUGUUAAUAUGAAAAAGUCAGACACUUGCAUAUUUAGCUUGUAUAACUGAAAAAUGUUAUUGAUUUAUUUUAUUUUAAAAAAAGUCCCCUGUUUGAAACAGGCCGUUUUAUCUAAUAUAACUAAAACCUAUAAAUGUAAUAUUAUUUCUAUAAUCAACAAUUACAUACCUGUGCAAGAAAAGACUUGAAGCUGUUGAACCGUGGUGAUAUUGUUUUUGUAUAUAUUAACUAAUAAGUUUAAAAAGUGAAACUGGACACUUGUGAAUUAUUUAAGCCUAAAACAAUUAAAGGUGUGAUUACUUAGAUAAGUUUAACUAGUCUAUUGAUUCAUUUAAGUGAUAAAAAUUAGAAGAAAACUCAUACACACACAUGAGAUUGUGCGGUAUAAAAAAUAUUUCGACCCAUCUCUUCUUGUUAAGCGUUCGUAGAUCCAUGUUAAAGUUAAAGAAUGGGAAUAAAAAUCUGACUAACGGUGCUUCUAGACUUAAUAAAACAACUAGAAAUAAAAUAGUACAUGGAAAUUAUCUAUAUAACAUAAAAUCACUUACAUGAAUUGACACAUAAAUGUAAAAUGAAUAUCAUUGCAGUUGUAAUUCAGAGAGUGAAUGAGUUGAUAUGUAUAAAGUAUUUUUACUGCAUAUAAAUUUUAAGUUGUUAAUUUAUUUAUUAUUGUUUCCAUGAUAUGGCAACUGGGAUGUUCGUUUUGCAAAAUGCUGCGUAAUUUCUUUACUCAUGAAAUAUUGUACAUUAUAAAAGUCUUACUAGCGUUCAUAAUUCAGAUUAUAAUAAAAGAAUCCGCUGUUACUCAAUUCUGUGACAUUCUUAGUCUUUAGAACCUUUUUCUUUAUUUUAUAUCAAUUUCAUUGAUGUAUUUUAGAUAAGAGCAGAAUGUAACCCAACUUUAUGUUGAAUUAA